AUGUCUCUUUCUCUUUUUGGUGUUAAGAAUAACUGGCAUAAGAACGGUAUCUGGUGGUUCUCCAAAAUUUUAAAUAAAACUGUCGGAGAAGAAAGAUACGAUGCUCUUAGAGUCUAAAGAAGAAUCUGGAGUAUGAGAUUUUACUAUGCAAGACAAUAAUGUUUAUAUGAACUUUUCGUUGAUCACCCCGAUCUUGCAUAAUGGACUGGUACUUAUCCCAAGGUUGAUUCAUCUCACGGUUUCCCCUUCUACAGCACCUAUGAAAUGUACAGAGAUUUCUAAGAAAACACAUUGAACUCUGAUGGUUCUUUCGCUUAAUGGAUUACUCUUGUUUGCGGUAUCUACGUCAUUCACGUUAUUUACAACUAUAUGAUUCCUUACUAUUGGGUAAGCACUCCUUUAAAGAAUGAUGAAUUCACAAGACUCAGAAUGAAGGAUUACAUAGCUUCUACUGUCUUGGAAGAAGUUUAUGGUAUUUCAUAUGCUGAAUGGGGUUGGUUACCUCAUGAUUUUGCAUACAACAGAAUGAGAGGUCUCGCUGGUUACAUGCACCCUGAUGAUCCUAGAGCUAUGUGCACUUCCACUUUCCACAGAAAGCACAAAUACAUUGAACACGAAGUUGAAAAGGUUGGUGACUACCACCACAUGACUUAUCCUAAAUGA
Messenger RNA from Tetrahymena thermophila SB210, 663 nucleotides. RefSeq names its product transmembrane protein, putative. NCBI's taxonomy places the organism in Eukaryota, Ciliophora, Oligohymenophorea, Hymenostomatida, Tetrahymenidae. The transcript is spliced from 12 exons. The record is from RefSeq and is a predicted model, not a curated record.